Hibiscus syriacus is the source of this 1106-nucleotide messenger RNA. Its product is annotated as protein PTST, chloroplastic. Bases 118 to 1017 code for a protein of 299 amino acids. The transcript has 8 exons. The record is from RefSeq and is a predicted model, not a curated record. NCBI's taxonomy places the organism in Eukaryota, Viridiplantae, Streptophyta, Magnoliopsida, Malvales, Malvaceae.
GUACAGCUGAAAUAAUCAUGUACUGUCUUCCACAAACAAAAGGCUCUCUCCUCUAACUCGCAGAGCGAACUCCAAUUUCCGUUGUUUAUCCAAGCUCUUCCCGGAAAAUCCUUUGGGAUGGAGAUUGCUACUACAAGGUGUUGUCUUGACAAGCAAGUCUCAUGGUUUUCAUCGAACCUGAGAGCAUUGGACGGGGGAAAUGCCCCUGGAUUUCCUUAUAAUUUGACCGACAGGAAAUUAAAGACUAAUAAUAAAAUGUUGGCUUAUCUGAGUAUAGAUUCUGCUAGAAAGCAACAAAAAAGCCCUAUUGUCUGCAAGACACGUACCAUGCCUGUUGGUCUGGAGGAAUCCUCAUCCCUACAGUCAGAAGAUUCUUUUAGUGAAGAUGAGCAUGCCUCUGAAGAUUCACCUGAGCAACCCCUUGCUAAACCACUAAGCAAUGACGAGUUGAAAUCCCUGCUGGCUGACUCUGAGAGGGCAAAGCUCACCAAAAAACUAAGUGAAGCUAACCAGCAAAACCGCUUCCUCAAACGACAGUUAUAUGACAAGGAAGAUGAGCUACUUAAUUUCAAAAGUGAACUUGCAGUCAUGGAACUGGAAAUUCAGGCGUUAGUCUCACUGGCAGAAGAAAUAUCUAAAGCUGGCAUUCCUGAAGGUUCUAGAAAAAUUAAUGGGAGAUACAUUCAGUCUCAUCUUCAUGCUCGCUUAGAAGCUGUACUCGAGAAAUUGAAGGAAAAAAUAAAGGAUGUAGAUGCUGCACAGUCGAAGGAAGUUCCAUUGUUCUGGUGUGGCAUGGCAGAAAGUGUACAAGUUCUGGGGUCAUUUGAUGGAUGGAGUCAAGGGGAACACUUAUCACCAGAAUACACUGGUUCAUUCACCAAGUUCUCCACCACAUUAUUGCUGAGACCCGGAAGGUAUGAAAUCAAGUUCUUGGUGGACGGAGAGUGGCACCUAUCACCAGAAUACCCAACCAUUGGUGAGGGAUUAAUGGAAAAUAACUUGCUCGUUGUAGAGUAGAGCCUAUGAUACCUGGACUUCAGACUUGUGUGUGUUGAAUGUGGGUAUGUAUCAGACCGAUAUUUAAAAAAAUAAAAGCUUUUUUCAUA